Metarhizium acridum CQMa 102 is the source of this 822-nucleotide messenger RNA. The record is from RefSeq and is a predicted model, not a curated record. NCBI's taxonomy places the organism in Eukaryota, Fungi, Ascomycota, Sordariomycetes, Hypocreales, Clavicipitaceae.
AUGUCUAACACGCAUCAUGAUCGUGAUCGCUCUAGCAAGCACAAGCAUCACAAGAGCAGCAAAUCUGGCCGGUCCAAGACUACUGAGAGCAGUAACAGCGGGUGUUCGUGGCCCGUAAACGGAGACGUGAGCUUCCUCUUCGUCGUGAAUGAGCUGGAGAUCAGGUUCCGUGACGAACAAGGCCUUGACAGUGGUAUACGGAAGGAUGACUGGCUCAAUGUGUUGCCCCCCAACACCCCGGAACUCUACUUGCCGGAGACACUCCAACAUGUCAGUCAGGUUAUGAGAUUUCGGAACGGGGAAAUUACACCUGCUGGCCCUGCUUACUAUUGGGCACGCGCUGGGCAGUUUGACGAAGGAUACAUCGCCAUGGCGGCGGGAGAGACCCAAUACGCCCUUCAAAAGUACAAGUCUGGGUCGGUCUUCUCCUGCAACCCAUCGCUGCCGAUUGUGACCCUUGAAGGCGAUGCGAGGACCAACACGGACCCCGACUUCAACGUCUUGCAGUUCCUUCAUCAACGCAAUGCUGACUCGGACAGCAAUGGCGUCUCCCUGGCUGCAUUCUCGAUGGACCGUCAGUCUCUUGGGCUUGGCGGCGAGCUUCCCAUUGUCAUCGGACUCAUGGCGUUCCACGCUUCUCCCGACGGCGGCCGAACCGUCAAUGACGUUUUUCUUGGACGCGGAGAAAGUGACACUCUUUCAGAGCAGGACACCCCCCGUGGCUACCUGGUGCACAUCUGCCUGGACCCUGAGAACCAAACGGGCUCUACAUUCGACUCUCUGUCCAUGCUUGAGUGGAAUGGCGUUCUUGUCCAAGGCUAA